This is a messenger RNA of Neopsephotus bourkii (Bourke's parrot), 788 nucleotides long. It is a transcript of the gene TLCD2, whose product is annotated as TLC domain containing 2. The transcript has 4 exons. The coding region runs from base 11 to 736 and encodes 241 amino acids. Gene Ontology annotation, biological process: plasma membrane organization; regulation of membrane lipid distribution; membrane assembly. Gene Ontology annotation, cellular component: plasma membrane. Lineage: Eukaryota; Metazoa; Chordata; Aves; Psittaciformes; Psittacidae. The record is from RefSeq and is a predicted model, not a curated record.
UUGGGUGCCCAUGGCCGUGAGCCCGGGGCUGUUGGUGGUGGCCGGGUCCUUCGCCGCUUUCCGCCUGCUGAACCGGGGGCUGGAGCGCUUGGUGCCGCCGCCGCCGUCGGCCCGGCGCAACCGCUGGAAGUGGCGCAACAUCUGGACAUCGCUGGCUCACAGCGUGCUCAGCGGCGGCGGGGCGCUGGCAGGGUUCUGCCUCCACCCCGGGCUGUCUGAGGACAUGGUGGGCACGCACCCCCCCGGGGCACACAGCCUGGUCGCUGUGUCUGUAGGUUACUUCCUCGAAGACUUUGUGGACAUGUUGUGCCAUCAGAAGCUUCACCAGUCCUGGGAGCUGCUCUUCCAUCACUCCGUGGUCAUUGUCUGCUUCGGUACCGCAGUGCUGCUCCAUCAGUACAUCGGGUUUGCCCUGGUGGCUUUGCUGGUGGAGAUCAACUCCAUCUUCCUCCACCUGCGGCAGAUCCUGCUCAUGGCCAACCUGGUGCACACCCCCUGCUACCGCCUCAACAGCAUCCUCAACCUGGGUACCUACGUGGUGUUCCGCAUCGCCACGCUGGCCUGGAUGAGCCGGUGGCUCUUCCUCAACCGGGGGAACGUGCCCUUGGCAACGUACUCCAUAGGCACAGUGGGAAUGGCAAUCAUGACACCCAUGAACGUCAUCCUCUUGUACCGCCUGCUGCGCAGUGACUUCUGCAAGUGCAGCCGGGAUGCGCAGUGGGAGAAGGAGCAAUAGCCCCUUUCCCAAAAGGAUGGAGGAGGACAGUGAGGUGCAAUGGAGACUGAGC